Molecule: messenger RNA, 6057 nt
Organism: Dictyostelium purpureum
Lineage: Eukaryota; Evosea; Eumycetozoa; Dictyosteliales; Dictyosteliaceae
Exons: 4
Coding region: 1-6057 (2018 amino acids)
Biological process (GO): small GTPase-mediated signal transduction; positive regulation of GTPase activity
Molecular function (GO): guanyl-nucleotide exchange factor activity
Source: RefSeq, a predicted model, not a curated record
AUGUCUUCAGAUCAAUUACCUCCAUUUCCUCCUCAACAUUCACAAUCAUCAGAAAUAAUACCACCAAAUUCAACAUUAAAUAAUGUAGCAGCUUUUUUAAAUAUAAAAUCAAAACGUUCAUCAGGUGGAUCAUCAUCAUCUAAUGCAAAUACACCUUCAGGUUCGCCAGUAUUAUCAAGGGCAUCAGGCGGAUCAACCUCAUCAUCAUCAUCAACCUCAUCAUUAUCAAAUGUUCCACAAAUGAAUUUAGGAGAACCAAUGUCACCACUUUCACACAGUAUUUAUGGUAAUAAUGCACUUACUUCGAUUACAAAUGCUUUAGCAGGAAACAUGGCAGGGUCUCCAUUAGGAUCACCAAAAUUACCACACACAAAUAGUAGUAACAGUAUUCAAAUGAACAGUAAAGAUUCACCAGAUGUUGGAUUAAGAGCAUUUGCAAAGAAGAAAAAAGGUGCGACACCAGGUACAUCAUUUUUAAAUUUAAAGGCAAUUUCAGACGCAGAUACAUUAUCAUUAGCAAAUGUUGGACCAACUCGUAUGACGUGGAACGAUUUCGAAAAUGAAUACGAAAAAGAAUAUGAAAAUAUUAUGGAACAAUUAAAAUUUCCAGUAGGCGAGGUUGUAGUUCGUAGACAAGAAAAGAUACCAAGAACUGUAUUCUCACCAACAAUUGGAAUCGUAACAAGUGGCCUUGAAAAUCAUGUAAGAGAAUUAAUCGAUGGAUUCUAUAAAGAUUAUUUAAUUGUUGAGCACAAAUCUACACUUUCACAACCAAACCAAAGAAAAACUUCAAUUCGUUCAAUCAAUAACCAACCAGCAAUAACAAAUGAAUUAUCACUAUCACAAUCAUUAAAUAGUAGUUUAGGUUUAUCAACACCAUCAUUAAGAAGUAAACUUUUUGCAACUGGUAAACAAAUUUCGUCCACCAAAGACUCAUAUUCAUCAUCAUCAAGUUCAUACAGUUCUUCAUCAUCAUCAUAUUCAAAUAGUAAUAAUGGUAUACCAUCAAUCGAAGCUAUUUUAUCAUCACCAAAUAAUAGAAGUAGCACUAAUGGUACUAGGGCGUCAGUUUCGAAUCAUACCCAACAUUUUUCAGAUCCAUUAAAAGAAUUAAUUCCUGAACGUUCUGGUUUAGAAUUAUUAUGCGAGGUUCAAGAUUUAAAAUUUUCUUUAGAAAUAGAACCAUUCUUUUGUAGUUUAUAUAUUGUAGAUUUAGAUAAAAAAGAAAGAAUUACCGAAAGUUUUAAUUUUCAUUUAAAUUCAAAACCUUUAUUAGAUUCCUUAAAAAUCAAUAGCGAGGAUUUAUUAAAUAAUUGGUCAAAUCAAAAAAAAUGUAAAUUUAAUUUAAACAAAUACCAUCCAAAUAUGUAUUUUAUUUUAAGAAUAUAUCAUAUAUUUAGAGGAGAUAUAGAAAAAGAUACCAAACCAUAUUAUAAGGAUUAUGUAAAAGAUAAGAAAAAGAGUGAUGCAUUAUUAUCACAAUUCAAAAGUGAAAUUGCCGAAAAAUGUUCAAAUUGGGGAUCAGGUGAACAAAGUCAAAUUUUACAACCAUUUGUUUGGGCAGUUUAUCCAGUUUUUCAUCGUCCUACUUUAUCAACAACUCCAUCCUCUAUGAGCUUAACAAUGUCACCUCUAUCAUCACCUUCAAGCUCUUCAGAAAAAGUACCAACUCUUUCCGCUCAAAAUUCAUUAAAUAAUUUAAAUAGUUUUAAUAUUAAUAGUUCAUCAGCCUCAACUACCCCAUCAUCAUCACCAUCACCACAAAUUGGUUCAUCCCCAAAUAACACAAACUUUUUAAAUACACCAUCUAGUCCACCACCAAAUCCACCUCCACCACCACCAACUGCUGAUAGUACAUUAUCUCCCAAUGCUGCAUUAUUAAAACAACAAUUAAUUCAACAAAUUAAUUCUUUAAAUAUAAAUAAUAAUAGUAAUAUUAAUAAUAGUAGUAUACCUUCACCACCACCAAAUCCACCACAACCUCCACAACCACCACCAUUACCAACUCAUAUAGGUCAUAGAAGACGAUCAUCAUUUAUGUCAAAUCAAUCAAGUUCAUCAUCAUCACUUACAUCAGGUAUCAAUACAAAAAUUACAAAUACUAUCGAAAUUGUUAAUAUGAUACCAGCAACACCAAAUCUUUCAGAUAGAACUAUUUGUGAAAUGUUAUUAGUGGAUAAAGAUUUAAAAAAAUUAAAAAAUCAAAUUCCAGGUUCAUUUACUAUGUCACUUUUAACAAAAGAGUCAGAGGAUGAUCUAAGAGGUCGUAUCAGUCCAUCAUUAGUACCACUUUUACCAAUCGACCAAAAUCCAAAGAAACCAAAUCUUACAAGAGAAAUUCAAGACUUUUCUGAAACCCCUUAUCCUUUUGUAGAAUAUGUAAAUAAUCUUUAUAUUUAUCCAGAAAAUGUAUUUAUUAAAUAUAAAAAUCCAAAUAUUCAAAUCCAAGUUCAAUUGGUUGAUGAUUUAUCAUGCUUAAAAACAUUGAAAUGUGUUUAUCCAAAUUUAACACCUCCUUAUAUUCCAUCUCAAUUAUGGGAAACUAUUACAUUACCAGCACCAGGUGUACCAGGACCAUCACCUACAACUCCAUACCCACCAUUAGAAUAUGUUUCAUUCUCUUCAGUAUCAUUCCAUGAUAAGAGACCUCAUUUUACAGAAGAGUUCAAAAUUAAACUACCAAUGAAAAUUACAACCCAACAUCUAUUAUUCACUUUUUAUCACAUUAAUAUUCAUGCUAAAAAAGAUGUAAAAACUGCUAUUGGUUAUUGUGCUGUUCCCUUAUCUCAAGCAGGUAAUAAUAAUUCUCAAAGUGUACAUUUCCUUAAAGAUGAUUACUAUUGUUCAAUGAUCUCAUCCGAUAUGAACAAUUUACAACCCAAAUUUGUAAACCCAGAAUCAAGUAAAAAAGAAAAAAUUCCAGUUUUCACCUUUAGAACAAAAUUGGUUUCAAGCGUUAUCACUCAAGAUCCAUGUUUGGAUACUUUCUUUAAACAAUCUACAAAUAAUAGUAGCAAUGAAGUUAAAUCAAUUUUAAAGAUUGAACGUUUAACCUGUGUACAAUUUUUCCCUUCAAUUUUAAAUCAAUUAUUCCAAAUUAUGUGCACAAGCGCAAAUGAAGUUGCAUCAUCAGCUUUUGUUUCAAUAUUACAUGUUAUAAAAAUCGUUGAUGGGUUUCAAGAAAAGAAAUCAGGUACUGACAAGUCAAGAUUAUUAACAUACUAUUCAGAAUAUUUAUUUGACUAUGUACCAGAUUCAAAACAUCUUUAUGAGGAAUUAUGCAGACAAUGGGUAAAUUCAAUUAAUAGUGGUGUUUAUGUUAAAGACUUCCGUUUAAAUUGGUUCUUAUUAGAUAUUAUGACCAAAUCAAUGGCAUUAUCAUUACAACCAACUGGUAGUUUAGAUACAGAUUUAGGCAGAGAAAAUAGAUUCAAGAUAGAGUUUUUAGAAAAUUUAAACAAAUUGGUAUUAAUGUUAAUUCCGAGUCAAUCAGAUAAUAUGUUGGUUCAAAGUUGGGAGUUCUUUAUGAAAUUCCCAUCAUUCAUAAAUAAUCUCUUCCCACUUAUUGAUAGAGGUUACCUUUUCAAUUUAAUAUAUAACUAUAUAAGCAGAAUUGACCCAACAAAUGAAGAUUUAACAAUGGUUACAAUCAAAUUUAACUUUUUAAAAAUUAUUACAGACUAUGAUCACUAUAUCCCAUUAAAUUUCCCAGUUUUAAUUAAAUCACUAACUUCAAUUUCAGAUUUAAAUCUAAAAUUCUUUAAAAGACACUUUUUAUCAAUUUUAUUAAUUACCGAAGUUGAAGGUUGUUUAAAACACACAAAGUAUUCCAUUAGAAAUCAAGCAAUUCAAACUUUAAAACAACUAAUAAAGAAACAUCAUUAUGACCCAAGAUAUCAACAACCAGAAUUAAGAGAAAAGGUAGCAAGUAUUUAUUUCCCAUAUGUUUUAAUGAUCGUUGAACACUAUUCAAUUAUUAAACAUCAAUUAGAAGCUAAGGAAGUCCAAGAAUGGUUAACUUGUUUCAUUUGGAUCCUUCAAUAUUGCAGCAGAGAUCUUUUAAGACUAUGGUUUACAAAAGAAACCCAAAAGCAUCAAACCAAUCUCUUAAAUCUUAUUAUGAUGUCAUUAGAUAGCUUCAAGGACGAACCAUCAAUCUUUGAAAUUGCAAUUCUUUCUAUUGAAUUAUCGAAACAUAUAUUAGAAGAUUUCAAUGAAGAGCAAAUGCAAUCCAAUACCAUCAUUUUGGAUAUCAUCAUUAAUAUUCUUCAAAAGUGUUCAUCCAUUUCCGGUGUUGAAAUGCUUCGUUUAAUCUAUACAAUUUUCAAAGAUUUCUUAGUUCCAAGAUAUCCAGUUUUAUUAUUCCAAAACUUCAACAACUCUUACUGUGAAACCAUUUCCUAUGAUUUACUACGUUCCGUUAAUAUGACCGAUCUUUUGGACGAAUCUUCAUCUCUUUUUUACAUACUUUUAGAAAAGAAUUUCCAAACAACAAAGGAUAUUUCCAAGAUCAAAAUUCAAUCUACUGUCGCUAUCUCAAGAUUAGUUGGUGAAAUUAAAUUAGAAAAUAGUUAUAAUCUCAGUAGCUUCUUAAUGAAAGUAAGAAAAUUGGUUAAAUCGAAUCCAGAUAAUACCCAAGUUUUCAUUAAUCAAGUGGAAGAAAUGUUAAAUAGAAUCGAUACUCUCAUGAAAUAUUCACACAUUAUCACAGAAAAUAAGAAUGAUCCAGAGUUGGUAACAGAAAUGUAUUAUAAAAUCUCAAACAGUUACUUUGAAUCACCAAAUCUUCGUCUUACUUGGUUAGAAAAUCUAUCAAAGAUUCAUAGCGAAAAUGAAAAUUUCGAUGAAGCAUCCCAAUGUUUGGUUCACUGUGCCUAUUUAAUUGCUAGAUAUCUUAUUCAAAGUGGUAAAUUUAAUGAUAUUUUAGAAUCUGAUUUCCUUUCAAUUUGUCCAAAUCUUAAAUCUGAGUUGGUUUUACCAAAUUUCGAUCAAAAAGACAGCAAUGCACUCUUCCAAUCCAAUGUUUGGUCAUUACCCUAUGUUGUAGAACUCUUAGAAAAAUCCAUCUCACUUUUAGAACAAGGUAACCGUUAUGAAUUAGCAAUUGAAAUUUACUCGUUAAUUUCAAAGAUUUAUAAAACUAAAAAGGACUAUAAAUCACUUUCAACCUCACUUUCCAACAGUCAAAAGCUAUGUGUCGAACUUGUUGAAAAAAAUAAAGAAACUAGAUUCUUUUCAAGAUUUUAUAGAGUUGGUUUCUUUGGUAAGAAGUUUGAGGAAUUAGAUGGUAAAGAAUUUAUAUAUAAAAAACCACACAAAUGUAAUAUUAGUACAAUUCAAAAUCAAUUAAAGAGUAAUCUUCAAGAGAAAUUUGGUGAAAAUGAAGAUAUUACAAUGAUAUCAAAUGCUAAGGUCGAUAAAAACUCUUUAGACCCAGAAAAAGUUCACUUCCAAGUUGUAUCAGUCGACCCAUAUAUAGAACAACAAGGAACUGUAGAUUUAACAAUCUCUCAAUUUGAACAAUACUUUAAUAUUUCCCAAUUCAUUAGCGAGGUCCCAUUCAGUACCGAAGGUAAAGCUAUUCAAGAUGAUAUGUCGAAACAACAAAAAAAGAAAACAAUAUUCUUUGUAGAUUUAGCUUUUCCAUAUGUAAAGAAUCGUUUAGAGGUAGUUUCAAAAAGAGAAAUCAUUUUAUCACCAAUCGAAAACGCUAUUGAACUUAUUAGAAAUCGUUGUAUUAAACUCAAAGAACAAUUGGAUACAAACCCACCAAGAAUUAAUUUACUUCAUCAAAUUUUACAAGGUUCAGUUUUCCCAAUGGUUAAUGAUGGACCAUUAAAGGUUUGUGAAAUUUUCCUUAAUCCAAAAACAAUCAAUAAUUAUAAUCCAGAGCAUGUAGAACAAUUAAAGAAAGCCAUGGAAAAAUUCAUUAUUUAUUGUGGUUUUACAAUUCGUUUAUCUCGUAGUAUUAUCUCUGUUCAACUUCAAGAUUUCCAAAAUAUGAUUGAAGAACAAUAUAAAACCCUCAAAAAUCAAAUUAAUUCUUAUAUUAAAUAA